Molecule: messenger RNA, 2214 nt
Organism: Diuraphis noxia (Russian wheat aphid)
Lineage: Eukaryota; Metazoa; Arthropoda; Insecta; Hemiptera; Aphididae
Gene: tobi
Product: target of brain insulin
Biological process (GO): carbohydrate metabolic process
Molecular function (GO): hydrolase activity, hydrolyzing O-glycosyl compounds
Source: RefSeq, a predicted model, not a curated record
AAAAAUAAUAAGCAGUGAUGUGCUGACUUUCAUCACGCAUGCAUCGUCAUAAUUUUAACAGAAAAAUAAAAAUGGCUAACAUAAUAGCAUUUUGUGUCAUCGCAUUGACGUUAGUAUCGGCGUCUUUGGCAUCAGACUUUAUUGUUUUAUAUUCUGAAGACGAUAAACAAUUAGAAGUGGAAUAUGGAAAAAAUACAUCAUUGAAGAAUCUGAAGCUAAGCUUCUAUGAAGAUUGCAUCAAUAAAGAUCCAAGUGUUUGCACCCCAAAAUCAGGAAGCAAUGCAAGAUACUUAAGUUAUUUUUCAGAAUCAGAAAAACAGGAAUGUAAGCAUUUUGAACAAAUCAGUCAGUCGAUGAAUGAUGUCUUGCAAUUUUGUGUCGAAUUCGAUAACAGUUCUUGGUUUGGUGGCGCCGAAGUAGGUUUACAAGAAUGGCCUCUGAAUAAACUUAACUGGACAGAUAGAGAAUAUGUGACAAAAGAAUCGAACAGCCAAGCAGUGGUCGAGUCAUAUUUCUUCAACUCUGACGGAUUUUACAUACACAUUAACGAUUCAGUUGCCUUAUUCGUAGAUAUCAAUGGCCCAAGACCAGGAAAAAUGUGUUUCACCGCUAAAGUUGUUGCUCCUUACAGAAAAGAUAGGAAUUUCAUGCAAUUUCGCGUUUGCAAGUUUAGUGAUCCMCGAAAAGCUCACGAAAACGCCAUUGAAGAUUUCCUAGGUUCACCCAUGUCCAUACCCGAUCCUUAUGUAGUGAAGUACCCAAUUUGGUCGACGUGGGCUAGGUAUAAGAUUGAAGUUAACACAUCUUCCGUUUUGAGUUACGCCCAAGAAAUAGUCACAAACGGAUUUGACAAAGGUACGUUCGAGAUAGACGACAAGUGGGAAACUUGCUACGGCAGUGCAACGUUCGAUGAAAAUCGGUUCAGUAAUAUUAAAGAUACAGUAAAUCAAUUGAAAUCAUAUGGUUUCAAGACUUCUUUGUGGACACAUCCGUUCAUAAAUCUGGAAUGUCCUAUUCACGAUGAAGCCAAAAAUAAGGGAUAUUUUGUGAAUAGUACAUCAGGCACAGUGAAUUCUAUUUGGUGGAAUGGAAAUGCCUCUUAUAUAGACUUCACAAAUCCCGAAGCAGCGGCAUGGUGGUCAAAUCGUUUACGUAAUUUACUCGCAACAUCUGGUAUUGAUACACUUAAGUUUGAUGCAGGAGAAGCCAGUUGGAGCCAUCCACUUCCGGUUUAUUACGAUGACGAUUUGACAUACUACCCUGAUAACAUUGUAAACGCAUACCUCAAUACAAUCAAGGCUUUUGGCGACAGCAUAGAGUACAGGGCGUCCAGAAGGAGUCAAUCAUAUGGUUGCUUGUUAAGAAUGAUCGACCGUGAGUCGCGGUGGAAUUACGAAUUGGGAUUACCAACACUAAUCACAUCCUUGAUACAUUUGAAUAUGAUUGGAUAUCCGUUCGUAUUACCGGAUAUGAUCGGUGGUAACGGUUAUAACAACUCACCGCCUUCCAAAGAGAUGUACAUCAGAUGGAUCCAAGCCGGUGUGUUCAUGCCAGUGGUACAAUUUUCGUACACUCCUUGGGACUUCGACGUACAGACAUUAGAAUUGUGCCGAUAUUUCAUGGCACUCCGCAACAACUAUACAGACAAGAUUGUGGAUUUAAUGAAACAAACUGUUGCACACGGUACGCCAGUGAACCCUCCGGUCUGGUGGAUCGAUCCCACUAACACAGAUGCACAUGCAAUCGACGACCAAUUUCUGUUGGGUGAAAAUAUAUUGGUAGCUCCAGUUCUCGUCGAAGGUGCUACUUCUCGACAUAUUUACCUACCCAAAGGUAUGUGGAGGGACGAAAACCAUCCCAAAAGUUCACUCUUAUCUGGAAGAACAUGGUUGAUCGAUUAUCCAGCCAGCCUUGAAAUUCUCCCGUGGUUUACUAGAGUUAGCUCCGAGAAUCGACAAGAAACAUCCAGUUCGGUUUGUCAUAUAUCGUCUGCUACUUUUAUUAUCACUUUAGGUUUAAUAACGUAUUUAUUUCGAUGAAAUUCAUCAUAUAUCGUCGAAUUGAGCUACCUAAAUAACUUGAUGUAAUGUUAUAAUUUAAUUUUUUUGUAUUCGAUUGUACAGCCAGUGGCCCUAUAACGAAGCUGGAAAUUGAUUUAAUUUAUUCAACUGAUGUGAUAUUAAUUAUAAUUAUAACUUUAGAUGUUUCACUAAA